Molecule: messenger RNA, 5737 nt
Organism: Homarus americanus (American lobster)
Lineage: Eukaryota; Metazoa; Arthropoda; Malacostraca; Decapoda; Nephropidae
Gene: pcm
Product: 5'-3' exoribonuclease 1-like
Exons: 21
Coding region: 165-5309 (1714 amino acids)
Biological process (GO): nuclear-transcribed mRNA catabolic process; rRNA catabolic process
Cellular component (GO): nucleus
Molecular function (GO): RNA binding; transferase activity; 5'-3' RNA exonuclease activity
Source: RefSeq, a predicted model, not a curated record
UCAGCAACAUGACAGAUGUUACCCGCCACAAAUAUUACACCAUUAUAAAUUUUCUCACCAUAACAACAACAACACACACACACACUCAGGUCAUUAUUAAGUGCCUCUUCUUGACCUUGGGGUGUGUGUGACCUCAUCAAGAAGGUCAUAAACACAGAGACAAGAUGGGUGUCCCUAAAUUCUACCGAUGGAUAAGCGAGAGAUAUCCAUGUCUAAGUGAAGUAGUCAAGGAAUAUCAGAUCCCAGAAUUUGACAACCUUUACCUGGACAUGAACGGGAUAAUACACGUUUGUUCUCAUCCCAACGACAAUGAUCCUCACUUCCGUAUAACAGAAGAAAAAAUAUUUAAGGACAUAUUUCAUUAUAUUGAGGUUCUUUUCCGGUUAAUUCAGCCGAGGGAAGUGUUCUUCAUGGCCGUUGAUGGUGUGGCCCCCAGAGCUAAGAUGAAUCAGCAACGUGGUCGCAGAUUCCGCUCUGCCAACGAAGCAAUAGAGGCAGAGAAGAAGGCCAAGGCGAUGGGUGAAGUGCUUCCCUCAGAGGAACGCUUCGACUCCAACUGCAUCACCCCGGGCACGGCGUUCAUGGCAAGACUGGACGCCCAACUGCAGUACUUCAUCACCAGCAAGAUAUCACAGGACAGAUUAUGGCAGAACUGUAAGGUCAUCUAUUCUGGUCACCAGACACCCGGUGAAGGAGAACACAAGAUUAUGGAGUACAUAAGGUUCACCAAGAGUCAGCCACACUACAACCCCAACACCCGCCACUGUCUCUAUGGUCUUGAUGCUGACCUCAUCAUGCUGGGCCUCACCUCUCAUGAACCUCACUUCUCUUUACUCAGAGAAGAGGUUCGUUUUGGAGGCAAGAAGGACAGUAACCGCCGCACACCCACGGCAGAAGAGACCACCUUUCACCUUCUCCACCUGAGCUUAAUGCGAGAAUAUGUCAACUAUGAGUUCUGGGAGCUACACAAGUCUCUGUCCUUUGGGUAUGACCUGGAGAACAUCAUCGAUGACUGGGUGUUGAUGGGGUUCCUCGUGGGUAACGACUUCAUCCCCCACCUGCCGCACCUGCACAUAAACAAAGAAGCGUUACCGAUUCUCUACAGGACGUACAAAGACGUGAUGCCAGAAUUAGACGGUUACUUAAAUGACGGGGGCAAAUUACACCUUGGCAGAUUUGAAAAAUUUAUGGCAAAACUUUCAGAGUUUGACGUUGAACAGUUUCAUGAACAGAAUGCAGAUUUAAAAUAUUUCCAAAGUAAGAAACUGAAAGAUGGAAAUGCCUUCAAAGUUAACAAGAGUAACGGUAACAGAGAGAUAGAAUUAGAAACUUUUAACUUUGACGAGGACGACGGGUUCGAGGAGGGCGGAGCUUUUGGUGCGCUGGAAGCACCGGAAGACGACGACGACGACGUAGAGGACCUAUGUAAGACCUACGAGAAGCUCGGCUACAACCCCGACCCCACGUUCCUCGACUGCGACGAGGAAGAAUCCAGCGAGAGCGAGGAGAGCAUAUUUAAUGCAGAGUUCCGUCAACACAAGAGGGAGUACUACAUGACCAAGAUGCACUUCAUGCACGUCAACUCCGAAGUUCUGCACGAACAGGCAACGAGCUACGUCAGAGGUAUACAGUGGAUCCUCAACUACUACUAUAAUGGCAUCUGCUCCUGGUCCUGGUACUACCCCUACCACUACUCUCCCUACAUCUCCGACAUCAAAAACUUCGCCAACAUGGAGAUGAACUUCGAGAUGGGGAAGCCCUUCCUGCCAUACCAACAGCUCCUGGCCGUGUUGCCGCCCCUCAGCAAGAACCAUCUGCCUCGGGCCUAUCAAGGACUCAUGUUGAAGGAAAACUCGCCCCUCAAGGAGUUCUACCCGGACUCCUUUAAGACGGACCUCAACGGAAAACAACAGGACUGGGAGGCUGUAGUGCUGAUUCCCUUUAUUGAUGAGAAGUUACUGCUGGAAGCCAUGAAUCCUUGUAAUGAGGAUCUCACUGAGGAGGAGAAGUCACGGAACAUCCACGGCCCAAUGUACAUCUACACCUACACCAGCGACAACUUGGGAGAGUGUAAGAGUCCCGGAUUCUUCCUGUCUGUGUCCAUUAACCACGCCAAGCUGGAGUGUGUGAAGCGAGAGGAUUGGGAGAUGUUGCCAGAGAAGAUAUACAAGGGUUUGUGCCGAGACGUGAAGCAGGAUGUCUACUUUGCCGGGUUUCCUUCACUGAAACAUAUUGAUCAUAAGUUCCACAUCGCCAAGGACGGAGUGAAGGUGUUCCAGCAAAACAGUCGGGGGGAGAACUUCAUACUGGACGUGACGGAGUCAAAGCACGUGCCUGACCUCAAGGACCUGGCUAAUCAGCUGUUGGGGAAGGUCGUGUUUGUGUCAUGGCCACACCUGAUGGAGGCCAAGGUGGAAGCCAUGUGUGACAAGAGUGAAUAUUACUCACUGGUCAGAGGUGAGGUGCAGAAGACCAUGAUGGAGGGUCACCUAAGGGAAGAAUAUUCCCUCAACAAGAACUCCCUUACCUCUCACUACCACGACCGUUGGGGUGUUGAGAUUGGCAACACAUCCAUCCUGGUGUACGCUGCACCCUUGACCGGCAGGAAAUAUGCUCCAUCACCAAGUGGGAGAAUGUCACUGGAGAAGGAAUGGUCGAGGAAUGUUCAGCCAUACGCUUACCAGACGAUCGUGAAGGACAUCGCCGUACACGACCCGGGCUACAAGCAACAUCUGGCCCCCGAGGAGUACUUCCCUCCCCGCACCAAGGUCUUCAUGCUUGGACACCCUUACUAUGGAUGUAUGGGAGAGGUAAUUGAAAUUGACCCCAGCCACAAGGGCAGGAUACGGGUGGCCAUGACAGUAGCCUCAGAUCCUAACUUUGAAGUAGUGAAGCAGAGACAAGGUCAACUGGUGGACCGAUACAUGACAGGUUACUUUGCGUCCCAGAGGAUAGGUAUGUCGUCACACAUCCUGGCACGGCUCACGGGGACGGUGUUCUUGGUUCCUCCUUCGGGUGGUAACCUCAUGGCUGAGAUGGAGAUGAAGAACAAACUUAAUAUUGGCCUCAACCUGAAGAGUAACAAGAGGAAUGAAGAGGUGUGUGGUUACAGCCGCAGGACCCAGGAUGGUGCCAAUGACAGGCCCACGUGGCUUUAUUCAGAGAAGGCCAUAGACGCCCUCGGGGAGUACCAGAAAAAGUUCCCCGAGAUAUUUGACCACUUGACUGCACACGCUGGCCAGAAGGACAUUUUCUACCAGGACGAGGUGUUUGGUACCGAGAAGUACAAAGAGCGAGUAGCUGAACUCACUGACUGGUUAAAGAAUUCAGACUUUGCCAAGGCAGAGCGUCAGCCAUGUGGGACGCAGACACUCGACGAGGCGAUCGUGUCGCGGCUCAUCGAAGAACUGGACAAAGUGUCCAUGAUAAGAGCAAAAGUUGUUAAGAUGCAAGUGCGGCCACAUCUACUUUUUAAGCCAAACCCCCUCCAGGGCAGCACCCCACCAGACCACACCGUCUCCUUCAAGAUGUUUGACCGGGUGAUCAAUGUUCGGGAAGGUUUUUCCGUCCCUCUAGGAGCCAGAGGAACAGUUAUAGGGAUCCAGUACGCAGAGAAAGAAGCAGACAUCAUGUACGAUAUUCUCUUCGACGAAGCUUUUGCCGGCGGGCUGACUCUGCGUGGCCCUUCCUCGGCUCACCGCUGCUACCGGCUACACUGGGCGGCCCUCGUUAACAUCACCCACGGCAAUCGCUCAAAAUCUGCUUCUGGUCCAUCAAUGCAACAGUCUCGAGUGCCCCAACACGAUGCCUGGAACAAGCAGCAGUACAACAAUGACUCUCAGAACCAUAGAAACAACCUCCAGUAUCCAGGACCUGUGAGAUGGCAGCAGUCUAGGACUCAGGAAGGAAAUGUUACAGAACAUCUCAGGCAAAAUAACAGAACCAAAGCACCUUAUCAAGGACGUACUCCCCAGGCACGGGCACAACCUCACACCUCGCACACUCAACAACCAAAUAAGACUAACAACCCCACCAGUCCACAACCUCCAGACCCACAACAGCUGCCUAGUCCCUCGGGUCUCCGCGUCAACCACAAACAUCGCCAAGGAGACACUAAUGGCGAUGUUGGCAAGAGAAAGGUUCAUCCUCGCUGGCAAAAUGAGGGCAAAUUGGUGGCGAUAAAUUCUCCUGAUGAGGUGAAUGUGGUGAUCCACGGGACAUACUAUGCAGCCUGGAGUCAGAUCUACAAGCAGGGACUUGUAGCAGGUCGAGGUCUCAUACCCUGCUACUCGUAUGUUCCUUGGGAUAUCAACUCACAAUUGGUAUUUCAGCUCUAUGUUUUUCUUGAUGUGAGGAAAGCAAUGUCAGAUGGAAUGACAUUCUUCAGAGAUAAAGGGAAGCAGAUACUCUGCACAGGUGACAGUCAAGGGAUAAUCAACAGGAGUUAUUUUAGUAAGGUUGUGGACUGUAUUUCAGGCGAGGUGAUCUUUCCUUCUCAACCAGCAGUGGGCCCCGAAGCUCUUCCCAGUAGAUCUCCGGGUAACCAGCAGCAGCAGCCACAGCUGCAGCAGGGUCAGGGGCAGCGGCCGCAGCUGGUGUUAGAUGGACGUGGGAAUGUUGUGACAACUUCCUCACAAGAACCCCAAAAAUUACAAAUCUUCGAAAGCAUCUGGUCAAAAGCACAAGCUGUAAACCCAGAUAGUGUUGACCUGCGGCCAAUGCAAAGUCAGAUGCUGUCACAGCUUCUCAAUAUUUCUGGUGAUGUUCAUCCUGCUUCCCCACAGCAAGUUAAGGGACCAACUUUACCUCCACAGUCAAGUCAGGAUUUAGCCUCAAGUCGGAUGGAAGUGUCCGUUCAGGACAUCUUCAAGGGCGCACUCGGCCAAAAUCAGUUGCAUGUCGGUCCACAGUCGCAGGCUAUGCUAAAAUGUGAACAGAGCGAACCCGUCGUUAUAGGCACGGCCUUGUUAGGUGCUGCUGAAACGUCCCACUCUGUAACUCAGCCGCCUGAAAGGUAUCAAAAGGCAGGAUCUCCUUCAAAAUCUGCCUUUGUGCCAACGCAAGUAAUCCGUAAUCAGACGCCACGUAAACCUAAAGCCGAUCACUUUGCUAAUUACAGUGGGAGGCAAGAGUCGAGUACAAAUUAUCAUUAUUCUCAGCAGCAGCAACAACAACAUCAGCAGUCCCAGCCAUCUCAGCAUCAGUACCAGCACAAUAGUAGGCCAGAGGGAGCGUCUAAUAAACCAAAGCGUCAGACCCGUAACAGAUUGGCAGUCAAGUUUGACAAGCCGCCCGGGAAGAAUUACUAACAAGCCUGGCAAGAACUAGCAACAAGCAGCCCGGCAAGAACUACAGCAGUUACGUGAUGAUCAGCUGUUGUUUCCUGACAACAUGACACCCUUAGCCUGCUAUUCCUGUCAUGUUAUCUAGCAUACUAAAAAAACAUUUGAGCCAGUUAUGGUCCCUUCUGCCAAGAUCGCUCUCUCUUUUGUUUUUUAAUUAAUGUCGUUUUUAAGAGUGGAUAGUCCGUUGUUUUAAUCUAACUUAAACCCAGAAUAUAAAAAAGGAUGAUAUUGGUAUUAUGUUAUUCCCAGGAGUAACAGAAAGUGAGUUAUACAGCUCCUCCCCGACUUACAACCUACUCGACUACGACCUGCCUCAGUCGUACCAAAAUUUGGUAAAAUUACGUAUUUUCGAGUCCCAAAGUCGGUACACAGACAAAAUUUUUAUUUGUACA